AUGAGGCAAGAACCUGUCUUAGUUUCUAGUCGAAUUGUGAAUGGCUAUCCGGAUGCCACUCAAGACAUGAACUACAAGAGAGAUGAUGAUCUUUCCCUGUUGCUUACAUCUUAUUUUAAGACGAAUGAAUUGAGAAAUAACUUUGAUCAAAUUACCGAGGGAUUUAAGAAAUCUAUUUUCGAAGCAAUCUUAAAAUCUGGCAACUGUAUGAUUCCUUGUUUUAAUGUCGUUUGUGAAGAAAAUGAUGAAGUUAAGGGAAAUUUUGCAAUUAUCGAUAUUGGAGGAUCUACUCUUCGAGUUUCAAUAGUAAAAUUCUACGGUGAUCGUCAAGCUGAAUGUACGAUAAAUAAAUCUUGGUUAAUUGAAGAUCAAAAUAAAAACCUUGACCACAAAUUCUUUCAAUGGGUCGCUGAGAAUUUUAAAUCAGUCGUCCCUGCAGAUAUCAUAGAAUCUUUAAAGAAUUCUAGAGGUAAUAUCAAGCUAGGAAUUACUUGGAGUUUCCCAAUUAAUCAAACUACAUCGCCAAAUAGAGGAAACAUUUCCGAUUUGGGCAAAGGGUUCUCUGUUAUUGACGAAUUUAAAGAGAAAGAUAUGAAAGAUAUCUUUGAGGAGUCAUUUGCAAAAGUUGCUAUUCCAGUAGAAGUCUAUUCUAUUGUCAAUGAUUCGACUUCUGUACUAAUUACUGGAUCAUAUUUCAAAAAUGCGAAAUUGGGUCUAGUUCAAGGUACUGGUGUCAAUUCUUGUUUUUUAGUUGAUUCUUGUUUAUUAAAUGAUACCAAAAAGAAUGCUUUACCGGGGAAUUCAGACAAUAAAAAGAUAUUACUUAACUCUGAAGCAUCAUUUUUAGGUGCCCAUUUGAAGGAGUACGUUACUAGUGCCGAUGUGAAAUUGAAUGGUCUCUGGGAUAUUAUGGGUGAUGGCUCCACUCUUCCUCCUCACUUGACUACCGAGGCCUACGGAGUUUUCCAACCUUUGGAAAUUAUGACUUCUGGAAGAUAUAUUCCUGAAAUUGUGAGAUUGACUGUUGAGAAAAUUAUUGCUGAUGGAUAUGAAUCGUUUGAAGGGGGUGUGCCUAAAGGCCUCGAAGCAGAAUAUUCAUUGACCGCAGAAUGUUUAUCAACUUUAUAUCAAUGUGAGAACCUCGAGAGUUUCCAGUCGGCUUUGAAUAAAAAAUUUCCGGCGAAGGGCUUAAAAAUUCAAGACUUGAAUAAUUUGAAAAUAAUAACAAAGGUGAUUAUUCUUCGUGCUUCCAUCAUUUUAGCAUCCUAUAUAAUUGCCUUGCUUGAAGUUAGUGGAACUACUAACAUCCCUAAUGCGGAUAUAGCUGUUGUUGGAUCAAUGCUUGAACAUUUUCCAAAAUAUAAAUCAAAAGUUCUUGAAAUUUUGGAUGUUGAAACAAAGGCUCGUGGUUUGCCAAAGGUCACAUUCAAUUUUAUAAAGGACAGUAGUAUAUACGGAGCAAGUAUUGCAGCUUACGUUAACCAAAAGAAAAUGAGCUUAGAUUGA
Saccharomycopsis crataegensis is the source of this 1506-nucleotide messenger RNA. RefSeq names its product hexokinase family protein. The coding region runs from base 1 to 1506 and encodes 501 amino acids. The record is from RefSeq and is a predicted model, not a curated record. Gene Ontology annotation, molecular function: glucokinase activity; ATP binding; mannokinase activity. The transcript has a single exon. NCBI's taxonomy places the organism in Eukaryota, Fungi, Ascomycota, Saccharomycetes, Ascoideales, Saccharomycopsidaceae. Gene Ontology annotation, biological process: carbohydrate phosphorylation; glucose metabolic process; glycolytic process. Gene Ontology annotation, cellular component: mitochondrion; cytosol.